AUGGAUGUAAUCAAGUUAAAGGCACAGCGUUCAGGCCAUCGAGGAUUUAUUACCAAAAUUUUGAGGAAAAUUUCUGAAAUCGAAGAUGAAAAUGGAAAAGCUGAAAUGAUCAAGGUACUGGAGGAGAAGUGGUACACAUUAGAGAAAAUCAACAGCCAGAUUCUACAAGAACUAGAGAAAGAAGAAGAAAUUCAACUGGAGAUCGAAGAUUCAGAUGAGUACAUGUUAGAUUUGAGACUGAAAUUAGCAGAACUGACAAAGAAUGGAAAGGCUUCUGAGAAUCUAAAUCAAUGUAUAUCCAGGAAUUUAAAUGUAAAUGCUCCACAGUUCAUUCCAAGCAAUGAAUCAUUAGAACCCAACAUAGGAAAACCUAACAUUCAUAAUCAUAAACUGCCGAAAUUAAACCUGCCAGUUUUUUCGGGAGAUUUACUUCAAUGGCAAACAUUUUGGGAUUGUUUUGAGACAAGCAUCCACGGGAACAACAGUUUGUCUAAUGUUGAAAAAUUUAGCUAUCUACGAUCGCUGCUAUGUGGGGAAGCCCUUCGCUCUGUGUCAGGAUUCAGUUUGACCAAUACCAACUACAGGCAAGCAAUAGAUGUUUCAUUUGAAAGAUACGGACAAAAUCACAAAAUCAUUAAUGCCCAUAUCCAGAGUUUGAUUGAUUUACCACUUCCCAAGCCUAGUCCUGCCAGUUUGAGAAACUUCUUGGACAAAAUGGAGUGCUGCAUUAGAGGAUUAGAAGCUCUAGGAACUGAUGAAAACACCUAUGGGACAAUUUUGACUCCAAUGAUUUACAACAAACUACCAGCAGAAAUUCGGAAGAACAUUACCCGGGACAAAGGAGAUGAUCAAUGGGAACUGCAUUCACUGAGGAGAGCCAUAAAGAAGGAGCUAUGUGUUCAAGAUACUGGACAGUCAUUACAGCCAAAACAGGAAACCCAGGAAUUCAUUCCAACAGCUAACAACUUUGUUACUUAG
Messenger RNA from Saccostrea cuccullata (small rock oyster), 978 nucleotides. RefSeq lists its product as uncharacterized. The record is from RefSeq and is a predicted model, not a curated record. The transcript has a single exon. NCBI's taxonomy places the organism in Eukaryota, Metazoa, Mollusca, Bivalvia, Ostreida, Ostreidae. Bases 1 to 978 code for a protein of 325 amino acids.